Lytechinus pictus (painted urchin) is the source of this 4079-nucleotide messenger RNA. RefSeq names its product MICOS complex subunit Mic60-like. Gene Ontology annotation, cellular component: MICOS complex. The transcript has 13 exons. Gene Ontology annotation, biological process: cristae formation. NCBI's taxonomy places the organism in Eukaryota, Metazoa, Echinodermata, Echinoidea, Temnopleuroida, Toxopneustidae. Bases 167 to 2209 code for a protein of 680 amino acids. The record is from RefSeq and is a predicted model, not a curated record.
UAAUUGUCGGACGGCCAAUCGGGUGAGCUCCAAUUCUGGAGGACAAUGCAGUUAUUGUUCAAAGCCCAGCUCGGCCCCUGCUGGAGCUCCUAAAUCAGCCCCUCCACCGCCACCACCACCGCCACCAUCUGCACCAAAGAGGUCUGGUGGUGCGGGGAAGGUCAUCAUGGGCGGUCUAUUGGUAGGAGUAGGAGCGACCGUUGGCACGUUAGCCUACGCCAAGGCAAACCCUGAAUUCAGGAAGCAGGUGGAGAGUAACUGGCCUUUGCUCCUGGACGUCUUUCCUUACUUCUUCGAUGAGGAUGCAUCGCCGGCAGAGACCGGCAAGUCUAAAGCAGAUACCAUGUCUCUUGGCGGAGGAAAGAAACCGUUGAUACCCACCAGCUCACCAAAAACCAUCACUCCCGUCAGUGAGGCACCACUUGCUGUAUCUAAACCACCAUCAUUACAAACCUCCAAAGAAGCAGCAGCGAAGCCUUCAGCCUCCAAAGCUCCAGUGGCUCCCAAAGCCUCCGAGGAGCUGGAGAACUCUCUCAAGAAAGAGGAGGAGGCCAGGAGGAGCAAGGAACUACAGGAGAAGAUCCUGGAGCAAGAGAUCGAUGAAGCUGCCAGUAUUGCAGCUUACGAAGCAAUUGUCGAGAGAUGCGUUUCAGACACGGUAGAAGCCACAAGGAUUGCCAUGGACUCUAAGAAAGACGCAGUAGAAGCUACUAAGCAACAUACAGAUAAACUCAAGCUUGCUAUGGGGGAUAGUGAGGAGGAGACAAGUGAUUUGAAAAAGAAACAAUGGGAUGAGGUGGUGGUAGCAGCUGAAAACAAACUGAAGAUAGUAAGACAGGCAAGCAAGGAGGAAGCAGCUGCAAGGGAAGCGUUGGCCAAGCUAAGGGCAGUCUUAGAAGAAGCUAGACAGAUCAAGACCUCUAAAGGACAAGGCCCUAAUCUCACUGGAGCUCAAGCUAAUCUUAAUCAGAUGUCAUACGACCUGGAGUCUGCAACAGCUGAGGUUGCCAUAGCUCAGAAUGAAGCCCGUAUUCUGAAAAACUACAAUGAACUGAUUCAGAAGGGUAGGGAAGAUUUCAAGAAGGAAGUCCAAAGCUUGAUGCCUGACGCUAAGAUUGGCAAAAAGGGUAAGAAGCUAACGGAGGAAGAGCUGAAUGCCUUGAUAGCCCACGCCCAUCGCAGGGUCUACCAGCUACAGAAGGAGCUUGCUGAGCAACAGGCCAUGGAACAGAAGAGAUUGGCCGUUGCCAUGGAGAAACAGAAAGAAGAAGACGAAGGGGUCACCAAGUCAAAGGUCGCAGUUGAGCUCGAGAGACAGGCUGCUGACCUGGUUGUUCUAUACCAGAAGAAGGAAGAAGACCUGAUGGAUGAGGCUGAGCAGGAGCUACGGCUCCAGCUGAGACGGCAGGCCGCGGCGCACAGCGACCACCUCUCAGACGUACUCAAACAGCAGCAGCAGGACUUUGAUCGUCAGCUCGUCGUCCAGGAUGGGAUGAUCAGAGAUCAGGAGAGGGAUGGUUACUACCAGCAGCUUACCGGGGCUAUGGCUAAACUCAAGGGUGUCGAGGCUGCAGUAGAAGGGAGAGCUGGUCUUGAGCUACAGAAUCAGAAAGCACAGGAACUGUGGUUAGCUUGCGAAACCCUCAAGAGGACAAUUUCAACAGGUACGCUAGAAGGAACAUCAUGGCAAGAGAAGCUGAAACCAUUAGCCAAUGAGGUCGAAGCAAUAAGAGAAGCAUCACCUAGCAACGAGUUUGUGGAUACUGUCGUCAAAACAAUACCAGAGGAGGCUCUUACAAGAGGAGUGUACACCGAGGACUCGCUACGUCAGCGGUGGGACCAAACGCAACGGGUCUGCAAACGAGUUGCCAUGAUCGACGAUGCCGGUAGCAGUAUGUUUACAUACUUCCUCUCCUACUUCCAAUCCCUCCUCCUCCUCAACGACCCCCUCCCGCCAAACUCGGACGACGCCGCCGUCGACCCGUCUUCCCUCGACACCCUCAAGCUCGUGUCGUACGCCUCGUACCACAUGGAGAACGGGAACCUGGAGCAGGCCUUGAGGUAUGCAAACCAGCUGACGGGUAUGCCGAGGAGGGUGGCCUCCGACUGGCUGAGAGAAGCACGGUUGCUAUUGGAGACGAGUCAGGCAGCAUCGGUUCUGUCGUCGCACGCGUCCGCGUCAGGGUUGGGAGGGUUGCACUUCCAAUGAAUGAGAUUCUAAAUUAUAUCAUCUAAAUAGCUUGUCGAAAUUUUCUUGUGGAUUGAGCCAGAGAAUUCUCCAGUCUCACUUUGCAGAGCUAAUAGCUCUUUUUUUGGUGAACAGUUGGAAUUUGAAAUUAAUAUCUCUGUGAUGUUCUGUAACAUCGCAAUGGGUGAAAUAGGAAAUAUAUUUCUAAAAUUAUACACCCACGUGAUUGACAUGUAUUGUUGCAUUUACUAGAUGUGAUACUAGCUGGUUGUAAUGGUCAUAAAAUGACAUUCAACUUGCAUCAAGGCAAUGCAAUGUGAUAUUACUCGUUGGACAUUCUGUAUUAUAAUCAUAGGUAAUAUGCCUCAUUCUUAUGGGUAGAUACAGCUUACUAAUUGAAUAUAUAUUCAAGGGUCCAACCAUCUUGAAUUUAGUCACAGUUAACGAGUUUCUUUUAAAAAGCUCAUUUACUUUUUUGUAUUCAGAAAUUUGUUGUGCUGGGUAUAUAUAUGAAUCAUGCAUGGUGUUUUAACUAUUGUUUUUAUCAGUUGGGCUAUUAAUCAAUCUGUUGUAUGUUUGAACCCCCAUUCUUACUUUAUGACAAGGCCGCACAUAAUUCCAUAACCAAGUUGAAAUCUGAAACUAGAUUCUUUUUUCUUUUUAUUCAGUUUUUCCUUGAGAAAUAUAGAAGCUGGUAUUAUAUGCCCUACCCCUAACAAGUUUUCAAAAAUGGUAUAUUUUUGAUAUUUAGCCUUGCCUUCAAAGGGCACAUCUUAUACAGCAUACUAGGUAUUGAAGCCAUUUCAUUUCAGCGGUGGGUCGAGAAUCAGGGAAUACUCUGUUGAUAAGGUAGUUUUCGCUCCCCAACACACGACAGUUUCAAGAUCUUUGUCAAAGCCUUCAAUACAAAGAACACCCAAGAGGUCUUUGUUGAAAAUUGGCAAAUUAAAAAAAGCAGAAUGCGAUAUUUGCAAUUUUUGUUGUCAGCUCCGAAACCACUAAGCUGGUUCACUAAUAUUCAACGAAGGCCUCCCAGUUGACAUACAUGUACCUUUACUGUGUUCUUGAUAAAAAUCCAAACUUGUAGUUACAUAAUUUUUUUUUUGCCACGAGACCAUUGUUUGUGUGUGACGGCAUGCUGAUGAGAAUUGUGUAAAGCUGUAUUGACCAUUGUCUCUAAGAGAAAUAUAAAAUCUAUGAAAGUGUAUUACUGUGGUUUUCUUGUCCAUUAUUAGGGAAACUGUCAUUGAUCAUGCAUGAUGCUAGAGCUAAAACCGGUGCUUAAACUUCUCAUUGCGCAAGGUUUAUUAUGCCUCAAGAACAUUUUAUCAAUUAAUUAUUUACAGACGCCUAAGCAUAUAAGAGAAAUUUCAGAACAGCAAAUUAAAACAAGUUAUGAAACAAAUUUCUAGAAAAGUAAAAAACAUUUAUAUGGCACGAUAAAAAGUUUUGGUAAAAUGGGUGAGGAACUAUUUUUAUACACAUUACUUGGACUAGUUAUUGUUUACAUCAUAAUCAUAUUGACUCUUGAUUGGCUGCUUAGACCGGUAACAAUAUUUUACACUUUUUACUCCUAACCUCAAGAGAGUAAAGCCUUGUAAAACACAAUUUGCUCUGUGAUUUGUUUUCUACAUUCCAAACCUCUUUCAGGUAAGAAGGCUACAUAUCUUUCAACAAAAUUGUAUACCAUAAUUCUUUUUCCAAUGAUAUCUGUCCAAAUAAGACAAAUAUCUCGACCUUGGAAUCUAUGAUUGCUGCUGUCAACUUCUUUGUACAUCCCUCAUUAUUUUCUUUUGUUUAACAAUAAUAAAAAUGUGUGUUUCAACUAGCCUAUAUACAUCUUAAAAGAUGGAAUACUACUGAAUUAACAUAGUUGAAUACAUAUAAAAAC